GAAUUACUGAAACAGGUCACAUUUAGUCACUCUCCCGUUAGUUUCUGUCCAGCUCCAUUAAUUGAGGUUGGGCGAAAACUAACGGGAGAGUGACUAAAUGUGACAUGUUUCAGUAAUUCGAGUGACUACAUGUGACAUAUUUCAGUAAUUCGAGUGACCGGAGGCUACAGGAGAUGACCAAAUGUGACCUGUUUCAGUAAUUCGAAUGACCAAAAUUGUUAUUAAAUUUUUUCUAGUGACUAAAUAUGACACGAUUUAAUAAUCUCAAUGACUAAAUAUGGUAUUUACCCGUGUUAUAUGAUGCAACUUAAGGUCUGCUUACCAUACCGGUUAUGAUUUAUGAAGUUGAUUAGUUAAUAAAUUUCAAAAUUCAAAUAAUUAGCCGCAGUAUUAAGAAUAGUUGGACUUGGAGAGCUCAAUGAUGGAGCAAAGGCAAACGAAGAAUGCAGAAUGCAAAAGGAGAGAGAUGAGUAGAGUCGUUGGACUAGGAGAGAAAGGAAACAGUGCCCAGCGCUAUCUCUGUAUCAAACAAUAUUCGUAGCGUAGGCUCUGUUUACCUUCCCAGCGAUGGCGGACGGCGACGAAAUGGAACAACGUCGGCGGGUAAGUACCCACUAUUCGUCGGAUCAAGAAAUAAUGUUGGUCGGCGAAGGGGAUUUUUCUUUCACUGUGUCUUUGGGUCUCGCCUUCGGCUCCGCUUACAAUAUCGUCGCUACCUCUCUCGACACCUACGACGAGUUGAAGAAGAAAUACAAAACAGCAGGAUGGAACUUAGAAGUGCUGAGAAUGUUGGGAGCUCAGGUCUUCCAUGGAGUGGAUGCAACCAGAAUGAAGCUUCUCCCUGACUUGUGUAUGCGCAAGUUUGAUCGCAUCAUUUUCAACUUCCCCCACGCAGGGUUUCACGGAAAGGAAGACGAUCCCCGCCUGAUCAGAGAGCACGUGAAACUAGUGCAUGGGUUCUUCAGGAAUGCAUCAACCAUGCUACGACUUGAUGGAGAAGUACAUGUCACCCACAAAACUUCAAAACCGUAUUCUGACUGGAACAUCAUAGGCCUUGCUUCCAAGAGCCUUUUGAUCUUGCAUGAUCAAGUUGAUUUCGAGAUGAAAGAUUAUCCUCGUUACAACAACAAGAGAGGAGAUGGAAAGAGGUCCGACGAGCCAUUCCGGCUUGGAGAUUGCAGCACCUUCAAGUUCAGAUUGGAUCCCUCUCUUGCAACGCCGCAGCCAAGGUAUCAACAUUAUCAGGACGAAUUGACCAAGCUGCAGUAUCAUCAGCCAACUUCCACAGCUCAUGUUCUUAUGAGCAGUGUUGGAGGCCAUGAUGGUGGACUCUUUGACCCUCACUUGCCAGCAAAAGCUGGACGUCUUAUCGCUACAGAUUAUAUUGUUCCUGAAGCACCACGGUCACUACCGUGUUGGCCUUACUCUGGCGGAGGUACUCUUACUGGGGGUGGAGGAUCUCUGUUGGAUGUUGAAUAUCAACGGAAGAUGAAGUCAAGAUGGCGACUUAUGGUAUAUCUUCACGGCCAGGAGAGAGGAGGAUACUGAUCUGAAUUUUGGUUGUGUGAACCUUGAAUGUUGAUGAUCAGCAAUGGAGGGGUUGAAGUCACUCUGGUGCUUCUCUUAUGAGAGGCAGUUGCUGACCAGCUGAUCUGAUCAAUGUGAACCAUAUGGCAUCUCAAGAACUAUAUUCUCUUGUUGGUUUUGAUUUCUCCUCAUUUGUAUCUUUGCUUUCCUUAGUUUCUUCUCUAAAAUACAAGAAAGAAAAUAAC
Linum trigynum is the source of this 1772-nucleotide messenger RNA. The record is from the annotation of a GenBank genome assembly. Lineage: Eukaryota; Viridiplantae; Streptophyta; Magnoliopsida; Malpighiales; Linaceae.